AGUAAGGCAGAUGCACAGCCCCUUCCUUUCCCCCACACCGGAGACAAAUGAUGCCGGCGCCGGCCGCUGUACAGUUCACCACCACUAUCCAGGCCCCAGAAUCGCCGCCAUAUCAAAUGCCUUCUAUGCCUACAUCUGGAUGGGUAGGCGUUAUCCGUUCGAGAUCAAAAAACUACACAAUCAAUACAGUCCCGUCGUGCGCAUUGCUCCCAACGAACUCUCUUUCAGCACCACACAGAGCUUUAACGACAUUUAUGGCCACUCAGGGAAAGACCACAAGGCGUUCAUCAAAGGUACUUUCUACGAGCAUGGCCUUCCGGAACCCGGUAUUGUGGCCGAACGCAAUCCUAAGCAUCAUCGUGAGACGCGGCGUCUGCUCUCCCACGGGUUCAGUGCAAAAGCGUUGAAAGAGCAGGAAGACCUGUUGGCCGAGUACAUCAACCUCUCUGUCUCUCAAUUGGCUAAGCAUGGCACGAAAUCUACCGGUGUAAAUAUGAAAGAAUGGUUCAAUUGGCUGAGCUUCGACAUCAUUGGCGAGCUGGCGUUUGGGGAGUCCUUUGGCGCUGUCAAAGCUGCCAAAUCCCACUUCUGGAUCGACUCCAUUCACGAUGGGGCCUACCUUGUCACAAUGUUCCAGAUCGGACGCCGGUUGCCUCUUCUGUGGCCCUUCAUGUUAUUGUCCAUACCGCUGAGCUUCAAGAAGAAGUUUGAUGUUUUCUUGCAUUUCUCUAAGAAACAAGUCCAGGCGAGGGUCGCGAGACAGCCUGAAAUCGGCCGGCAGGACUUCUUCUCGAAUUUGCUAUCGGAUAAAGCGGAGAACAGAUCUAAAGAAUAG
Messenger RNA from Periconia digitata, 835 nucleotides. The record is from the annotation of a GenBank genome assembly. NCBI's taxonomy places the organism in Eukaryota, Fungi, Ascomycota, Dothideomycetes, Pleosporales, Periconiaceae.